CCUCAGGUGAUGAGUCGAGGUGACGUCAGCCGGGCGUGGCUACGCAGUGCGGGUCCGUCAACCCUAACAGACUGAAGCUUCGCAGCCAUGUCUGAGAACAAUAACAACGGGGAGGAGCCCGUCUUGCACGGUGAGUCGGGCGGGGGAUGGGCGCGGUUCGUUUUCCCCGCUUAUUAACGCCGGGCGGUAUUUCCGCUGGCUAAGGCUGGGAGAUGAUUCUCCGUUCGGCCUCAAAGAGGGCGACAUGGAAUGGGCGGGGCGUUGUUCAGAGAGACAGCGAUGUGAGCCAAUCCGUGACCCGUAAAGGAGACAUAGGCGGGACUAGUGUGAAACAGAGUAAUUCGGACCAAUCAGAAGUCAGCGUCUAGACUGUUAGAGGGCGUGACGUUGCUGAUGGGGAGGAUGUGCAUAACAUUGUUAUUGUAACAUUCUCUGCUUAUAUCUAGUAUGUUCUAUAUGGAACGUCAUGCCCUACUGACACUGUAGUGGGGGACACUGCUGGCACUCCAAGUACACUACCUCUCCUUCAAUGCUCAGCCAGCUAGGAAAGUUUAUCCACAUGUGCCAAAAGGCUGAAACUACAGCUUUAUAUUGUAUGACUAAUAUACAAUUAAUGCUAAAUACUUUAUUUUUUUAAAUAAAUUAUUAUAAAGCAUUAGGUUAGUAAUGGGCAAUAGGACUUUUUUUUUUUUUUUUAACUGCUUCAUUGUACAGGCUAUUUUGUACCUAAUGGAAAUCUAAAAUGGAAAAAUAAGACCAGACUAGACAUUUUGAGUAUUUCGUAGAGGAGAAUUUUUAUAAAAUACUCUAAUUUAUAGCGCUAGCAAAAGAAAUAGGAGAAAGUAGAUAUGCCUUCCAACAGUUCUGAUUUGGCAGUAUGGACUUGAUUUUGGGUUCCGGUUAUGUUUUAGUUUCCUGGUGUCACUAUCCCUAGGCAAAAGAGUGCAAGUAAAUCAUUUGGCAUGCGUGCGCUGAACUUGCAGAGAACACUCCUUGGAGGGUCCUGUCGGUAAGUGGCCGGGGCAGAUAGGCUGGCACACCUUUUUCCUGGUGGAACUGCCCAUUAUGGGUUCUGCUGGGGAUGUGAGUGGCACCACUGGUGACACCUCCUUCAGGACCCUAUCCGAUUGCAUAACUCCUAAUGUUUGGACGUAUAAAGUCAAUACUAUUUUGUCUAAUGGUAAAGCCUGAAAUUCUGGUUUAUGGAGUCUAUCCAUAUCCUAAAAACUCCUGUCCAGCAGAGAGAUGUGAAAUCUGAAUAAAUUAAACUUGUGUAUAAAUUGAUAGCAGCCAUGCUGCGGCUGCCUGUGUAUACACAAGUUAUUGUUUAUUGAACUUGGCUGAAUGUGCAGUUACUUGCAUGUCUCCCAGGGGAGGAACUUGUUUAGUCCAUGUUUUGCGCACUUACAGUUGCAAUAUCCACCAUGUUUUGCUUGACACAUAAUUGCAUCAUGCUGAUUUGUAGCACAUAGGGUGUGCUGCCCUAUAAUUUAAAGAAUCUACACGCUAUAGAAUGUCUGGUUGAUUUAUCACCUGAUUUACUGCCUACACGUUUGGAAUUUAUAUACUUUGUGUCAGUUCCUUGAAACCCAACUCUUCAGAAUAGUCUAUGGCCCCCUAGGGUAACUGUCACUUCUCAAACUAUAUCUUACUCUUUCAACUUAAAGCGGCACUGUCAUGCCGAAUUCUGUUUUUUUUUUAACCCCUCUCCCGCCUCCACUACAUCCAAUUGACCCACUAGUCACCCCCAAAUGCCCCUAAGCCCCCCACAUUACCUAUUUUUAAAUCCUUAUUUUCUGCCCCGAUCUUGAUUCAGGGCGCAGCCAUCUUUGUGUGGGUAGAUGAAGUCCCUCAGGGACAUGUCAUCAGCCCACACUAGGCAGACUGUGAGAUUCCCGCACAUGCCCAGUGAAACACCUGGACAUGCGAACGGGAAUUUCAUCUAUUCAUUCAUUCAUCAGACAGACGAAUGAGUGAAUAGAAAGAUCAGCCGAACAAACAAACACAAUGUAUCAGUGUUAGUUUGUUCGCUCAGUUUAUUACAAGGAGGGAGCUACCGGCACGCAGCUCCCUCCUUGUAAUAUGUAACUAUAGAAGCGGCAGGGAGCAGUGCUCCCCACCACUUCAUAAGCCCCAGGUCCCCUCACUUGCUGGGGUCAAUAUGACCCCCAUAGAACAAGGAGAUUGUGUCUCAAUGCCCCUAUCAAGCUAGCUACCCAGGCAUAAACUAUUAACAGUGAGCAGCCUGUGGCUGCUCACUGUAAAAAACAACACUAUUGGCCCCCACCCCAAACAGUGAGAAUGGGGAGAGACUCCCCCACCCCUGGGCGGCGGGUGGGGGCCAUGAAGAUAAUGAGGGGGGGGACCUCUCGCCCCCACCCCUGGGCGGCGGAUGGGGCCAUGAAGAUAAUGAGGGGGAGACCUACUGCCCCCGCCAUAAGGUGAGAAUGAGGAGGGGCAGUACUCUUCUCCGCCCCCAUCCCUGGGCCAGCGGGUGGGGCCAUAGUGAGAAUGAGGGGGACUCACUGCCCCCUUCCGCCUCCCACCCCAAGGGCGGUGGGGGCCUGCACGAAAAUGGGGGGACUCCACACCCCCGCCUCAAUUCCCUGGGCGGCGGGUGGGGGCCAUAAUGAGAAUGGGGGGACCUACUGCCCCCCCCCCGGCCCCCACCCCUGGGCGGCGGGUGGGGGCCAUAAUGAGAAUGGGGGGGGGACCUACUGCCCCCCCCGGCCCCCACCCCUGGGCGGCGGGUGGGGGCCCUAAGUCAAUUACCCCCCCAAGGUGACUAGGGGUCCCCAAGCCCCUAGUCACCCACCCCCCACCCAAAAAAAAAAGUCCCUACCUACCCCCCUCACCCUAAAAAAUAGUGAGGGGGGAUAAAAUAACUAACCUGUAAAAUAAAAUUAAACUUACCAUUCGACGUCUUCUUUUUUCUCAAAUCUUCUUUUUUCAGCCCCAAAAAAGGCCAAAUAAAAAACCCAUCAUAACCGUCGAAUUGAAAAUAAAAUAAAAAUCCCGAGCGCAAAAAAAAAACCCGACGAAAAAAAAAAAACCAGAGCGCAAAAAUAUAAUCCAUCUUCACCCAUGGAGGGCUCCGCGCAGACUGAGCUCCGCAGGGCGGAGGAAGGCUUAUAAAGCCUUGCCCCGCCCUGCAAUUAGGCUAAGAACACUCUGAUUGGUGGGUUUAAGCCAAUCAGAGUGUUCUUUGUCAUUUUACACAGCGUGGGAAAAUUCAAAAGAACUUUCCCACGCUGUGUAAAAUGACAAAUAGCACUGUGAUUGGAUGGAUUUCAAGCCAUCCAAUCACAGUGCUCUGUGUCAUUUUACACAGCGUGGGAGUUUAAUUUUAUUUUACAGGUUAGUUAUUUUAUCCCCCCCCUCACUAUUUUUUAGGGUGAGGGGGGUAGGUAGGGACUUUUUUGGUAGUGGGCACUAGGGGCUUGGGGACCCCUAGUCACCUUGGGUGGGGAAGCCACUGAAUUCCACCCCAGGGUAAUAAAAGGUAGGUCCCCCAUUCUCACAUGGCCCCACCCGCCCAGGGUGGCCGGGGAGGACAGUGGGUCCCCCCUCAUUAUCUUCAUGGCCCCCACACGCCUAGGGUAGGGUCAGCAGUAGGUCCUCCAUUUUCAUUAUGGCCCCACCAGGGUACAAUGGGGAGGACAGUAGUCCCCCUCAUUAUCUUCAUGGCCCCACCGCCCAGGGUGGGGUCGGAGGGGGGCAAGGUAGGUCCCCCCUGGCUCACUAUGGCCCCCCCCCGCCGCCCAGGGGUGGGGGCCGGGGGGGGGGCAGUAGGUCCCCCCCCAUUCUCCUUAUGGCCCUCACCCGCCGCCCAGGGGUGGGGUCGGGGGGGGACAGUAGGUUCCCCCCCUCAUUAUUGCCCCCACCCGCCGCCCAGGGGUGGGGGCGGGGGGGGGCAGUAGGUAAUUAGGUCUCCCCCCUUAUUUUAUUUUUGGGUGGGGGCCAAUAGUUUUUUUGUUUUUUUUUUACAGUGAGCAGCCACGGCGUGUCUGCAGUGGGUCUGUCAUGUAGAACAUAUCAGGGUUAAGUCCAUCUCUAGUGACUGUUAUACUGACGGCCACUAGAGGCAUUGACAUGAUGCAGUAGCCCCCAUAGGAAAGCAUUGAUUCAGUGGUUUUUAAUAUGGAAGCAUGGAUAUGCACCUGGCACUUUCCAUGCAUUUGCAUCGGGUCCCCAAUGCUUCUCAUAGAGGAGCAUUGGACUGGAGUAUCCUGGGGCAGGCCAUGCCUCCUUCAUAACAUCACAGGAGGCAGAGAGGUAAGCAGGGCCAAGUAAGAAUCAGUGCUGGAAAAAAGGCAAAUACACCUUUAAUGUUCUUAAUUUUUAUGGCAAGGGGGGAUAUACCUAGGGACAGGGGCCCUAAAGUGUUAGGUUUGUAUUCCUAACGCUUUUGUGUACCUUUUUAGUAGUAGGUCCUCACUCUCCAGACCCCUAAAACACUUAAGCUUUUUGAAAUGCUUUAUUUUUAAAAAGAUUGCCUUUUUUUUCUUCUUCAAAUUUUAAUAGAAAGUGACAGUUUUAUAACUUAACCUUGUUACACCCCCCCAGCUGUCUAUCAGACAACUGUCAUGUUACUGGUUGUUUAGCUCAGUGGAGCUAAAACCCAAGAGGCAGCAAUUACCUGGAGCACCUGCCUUGCUAAGUUUUCUCAUUGAGCUGCUUUGGAAGGUCUGUGAAUGGAUAGCCACAGAAAGUCUGGGUUGGAGAGGACUGGUAAAGACUGCAGUCAAGAGAUCUUCAAAGCAAUAUUUGUUGUAUAAGUAAAAAAAACCCUGAAAUUUUGCACAUAUGGAGCAUUUUAAGCAAUUACUCUAUUCCUUUUGCUUUACAGUGAGCAGACACAGUGUACAACUGGUUAUCUGGACAUACUGGGGAAAACAAAUAGACCAUGCACGAGUAAAUGUUUAGGGUUUUUUUUUUUUUUUACAUAAACUGUUACUCCACGCACAGUGACCAUUUCAGUGAUUUGAAGCGGUCAUUGUGCCUGGAGUUUGUAUGCAUGGUUUCAAUAUGUAAUGCUACACGUACAGAUAUUAACAUCUUGGCUGCUGGAGGUGUAAUUCCACCUCCAGCAAUGUUAUUAGUCAGCCCAGAACAAAGUUUCAAAUUGGCUAAUGUCAAUUCUGUGCAAAGACAGCCAACGGAAGCACGACCCACAGGGAUCCACUAAAAUGGAUAUUGUGGUGCUCUGAUAAGGGGGUUGCAAAUGUUUGUAAAAAAUGUUAUUCCAGGAAAAAUAGUUUUGAAGGUUUACAGUCCUCAUCAUGUAGCUACAAUUUUAGAUUAUCCAUACAUAGAGUGGGAGUUUUGCAUUAUUACUCUAGCUAGUAAACUUUUUAUUGAAGAACACUAUACAGUUUGGACAGGGGCGUACCUAGAGCACCCGGGGCGGAUCAUGUGCUUGGCAACCACCCCAACAUUCCUGAGUGUGCACUUCCUGUUAGUCCGGCCGGUACAGGAGACAGCUGCUCCCUGUACCCGCGGACCAUACUGGGCUUGGCCACGCUACAACAGAGGGAGUGACAGGAGGGAGUGCUGAGCGCUUCCCUCCUGUCAGCCCCUCUCCUCAGGCUGCGCCCGUGCGGUGCACCCUCAUGGACGCACCGCCCGGGCAAAGCUGCAGCCGCCUGAGGCUCUCUACAGAGCGCUCGGGCAGCUGCAGCAUGGGGGGCCAGCGCCCCCUCCCAAGGCACCCCCCACCCUGCUGGCACCCGGGGUGGACCGCCCCCUCCGCCCCCCCUUAGUACGCCAGUGAGUUUGGAAUAUGAACAUGUAUUCCCAACGCCAUAGUGUCCUAGUGCAUGUUUAGAUUUAGUUCCUCUCUCCUUUUCACCUGCAAAAAAACCCGAAAAUUUUAUUACAUAACUUUUUUUUUUUUUUUGCAGUGCUGAGACUCCCUCAGUGCUGCUGCCCUCUUUCACGUCAUGAAACAUUAUCAUGGAGAGGCUUCUUCUCCAAUCCAAUGCUGCUUAUAGAGGAGAAUUGGAAACAAGAUGUGCGUGUGUCCAUCAAAUGCUUCUCAUAGGAGAGCAUUGAAUUUAUUGAGCUGCAUUUAAUCAUACGACCGAAUCAAAGCUGUUGCUGCAGAAGCGCCUCUAGUGUCUAGAAGACAGCCACUAGUGGUGUGUUUAAUCCUACAAUGUAAAUAUUGCAGUUUCUGUAAAACAUUUUAAAUUUAAAAAAAAAAAAAAAAAUUUGUACAAAACUUCCAAUUUGCAAAAGGUGAUGUUUUUGUGAUGUCUUAAUGUUUGGAUUUAGGGGGAGGGGGACAUGUGUAUACUGAUAUAAAAAACAAAACAGUGAAGAAAGCCAAGCAGUUCAGUCCAACUCUGGUCCAUUUUGUUGGUACUAUUUGACCUUACUGAGACAGUUUCAAGUUUGUCAAACAAACUUGAACCAGCUGAUUGAGAUGUAAGGUGUAAAUGUGUUGCACAGAGCACAGUAUAAUGCUAAGGAAGUUCACAAACAUUGCCAGGCCCAGUUAGAGACAGUCAUCACACCUAUAUGCCUCACUCACAUUACACACUAACAGACUUGUGCGCACGUCUGAUCUGAGGUCUGGAUGUGCUGAUCUGAGGUCUGUGUGGGAGUAGGCUGGGACGCACAAUUUGAGCACGCCAGCCACUUCCGUUAGCUCAUGGAGUCAAUGGAAGAAGUCCAUCAGCUAGGGGGGUGUUUUUUGUUUUGUUUGUUUUUUACAUGGAAAUUAGCACUUUUAGAAACUGGGCUUAAAAAAAGCUCAAGUGCAUCUGGGAUGUGGAGUGGUUCAUUUUAGUAUACUUUAUAACAAACCUAUACUAUUAUAUGAUUUUUUUUUAAUUUUAUUAUGAAGAUAUUUUAUGCUGCUGGAACUUUUUUAAAUUUUUUUAAAAGAACUUUUAAUAGUUGUGUGUGUGUGUGUGUGUGUGUGUGUGUGUGUAUAUGUAUGUAUGUGUAUAUAUAUAUAUAUUUAUUAUUUUUUUUUUUUUUGCAUUAUAUGCCUUGCCAGAGUGUGAUCUGUACAUUAAAGGACCACUAUAGGCACUAUAGCUUAAUGAAGUGGUCUGGGUGCCAGGUCCAGCUAAGAUUAACCCUUUCUUCUAUAAACAUUAUGUUUAUAAUAGGGUUAAUCCAGCCUCUAGUGGCUGUCUCAUUGACAGCCGCUAGAGGUGCUUCUCACUGUGAUUUUCACAGUGAGAAAACACCAGCGUCCAUAGGAAAGCAUUGAGAAUGCUUUCCUAUGGACUGGCUGAAUGCGCGCAUGCAUUCAGCCAAGGAGGAGGAGAGUCCCCCGCCCGGCGCUGGAGAAAGAGGUAAAUUUAACCCCUUCCACCUCCUAGAGCACGGCGGGAUAAUGGCCCUGAGGGUGGGGGCACCCUCAGGGCACUAUAGUGCCAGGAAAACGAGUAUGUUUUCCUGGCACUAGAGUGGUUAUUUAAUGUAAGAAACCCUUGGCUCUCUCAACUUUUUUUUCCUCAGAAUAACUGCACAUUUUUAUAAGGUUGAGAACAGGCUCAUCAAUUAACUGCACAAAUUGUUUGUUUGUUAAAGGAAAGUUAUGUCCCAAAUGAUUCAGUGCAUAGAGAUUGCAAAAGAGGUGAGAAUGAGAUCAGGACAUAUGCAAUGGAUGUUUAUACAGGCAAUAGUAGUAGUUACGUAGAAUGAGAGACUGAUAGUACACCUAUGAGUCCCCCGCUAGUAGGAAGCCAGACCCCAAGCAAGCAAGGCAUUAGUUGGAAGGAUAUUAGAGUUUACAGGCUCAAAACAUUUAUGCAAGGUGUUGCUUAACUAGAGUUCACGCUUUGACUGCCGUAGGCAGGAGAAAUCCGCAUUUAGUAGGGACAGAUCAUUUCAGCCGAUGCUCCUUGGCGUUCUGGUGCCCUCCUGCUGUGAACCGACAGGUGCUGUAGCUCUAUCACGGAGGCGCUGCAAUCUAGAUCCAGGGUAGGGAGCAGUGUCGUGUGCUGUGAGCUUGCCGCUUGGAUAAGCCUGUGUGUGAAUCGCUUGGUGAUAUUCAGGGUGGGUUGGUUCUGUGCCGCGUCUGUCAGUCAGCUGUCUCUCCGUUCACUUCGCCUUAUGUGAGCCCAGGCACCACAGUGGUUAUGAUCCGGCAAGCACUGGAGUGGUGUGUCACGGAGAUCCCAUCCGUCAGGCUGCCUCAUGCAGAUACGUAGCAUCCGCCUUGAUUUUGUGACGACUGUAGCCAGCGAGGGAGGAAAGGUGGCGUUCCCAUUACGAACUGGUGGAUUCUGCUUUGCCGCCAUUUUAGUGGGGCCUCUUGGUCUGAGUAGCGGGGUCCCUAGUGCGGUAAGGGCUGCAGGGUUUUUGUCAAACCACAUCAAAUCAGUUUGUCAAAACGUAAGGAGAGAUGUCUAUAACACUACAAUGAGCUGCAGUGGUUAUGGUGUUACUGUUCUCAGUAUCUAGUGGGUCUCCACUGCCCCAUGGGCAACUGCUGUGGCAGCGAGUAGCUUUUUGUGGGAAGUUACAUAGUGCUUAUAGUGGUUUUCCCACGCUUUGAAAUCUCAGUAGAGAAAAAAUCCAAGGCAAAUUUUAUAAGAGAUGAGACAAGGCAACCAAUCCGAACACUGUUCUGAAAUUUCAAAGUAUAUGAAAACCUUUAUAAAGAUUAUUUCCGUCCUAAUAGGAUUUAUUUUUGUUGUGGCAUGGUUUUUCUUUUUUUGUUGUGCUUCUUGCGAAUUGGUCUUUUUAUUUUUUAAUAGUAAUGUAAUGGGUUUUCAUUUGCCAUGAUUUGGUGCUGAAGAAAAGAAGACUUUAGAAGAAAUAAGACUUGUGAUUUUUUUUUUUCUUUUCUUACAGGUGUUAAAUGUAUUGUCCCACACUAUUAUUAGGGUGAUGGGUUAAGUACAGCAUUUUCAUUUUUUGAAUUUAAGGCCCAAACUGAUUCCUUGUGCCAGAUGUUCCCCUCUCCACUCCUGAUUGGAUGGGGCAUUUCUAGUUUAGUUACAGUGAGCUAACACUGGUUGCGUACUGUUUAGUAGAUUUGUGUGGGGACAUAACGGUAAAACCUCCCUUAUAAUAAAAUUGGCUCAUUUUGCUCCCAUUGGCUUUAUUUAUCUGUUUACUAUUUAAUGUGCUGACUAAGGGUCAUGCAUCACUUGGCUAUUUUUUAUAUCUGCAUACAAAUACUAUCAAACACAAACCAAAAUAAAGCAAGACAAACUUUGAAAUGUAUGUGAUAAACGUUUAUAAACUUACUAUAAACCUGAUCAGUUUGCAUUGUUAGGCACGCCUCUCAGCUUGCAAAGUUACUUUAGGCCACCAUUACCCACCCAUUAGUUUCUGACUACUCCACUAAUGACAGAAACAAGACAUCAUUGUGCAGCAGCAGGAGAGAGAAACCCGAAACUGAAGCCAUUUCUGCAUGAACACACUGAUCAGACAUCCUCCACUGUCAGAAUGUUGCAUCAAAGGUUAUGAGAUUUUCUAACUGUAAAUGUGUAAUACUGUCAGGCUUGCCCACUGCACUUUUCCAGCAUUCCUAGUGAUAGGACACUGGUUAGAUUAGUGUCCCUGCUGGAGUGUGUGUGAAAAGCAUAAGAAAGAAGAUGCAGGUAAAUGAAAAAUAUAUAACUGCUGAGGGAGUCAAAUGUGUCGGUGGUUUAGGGUCCGCCCGUGCUCCUCCCCCGCCAACGUCAGCCGGAGGGGGAGACCUAAUGUUCAUGUGCGGCCGCCCGCGGGGGAGACCUAAUGCACAUGCACACGCAUUAGACCUCCCCAUAGGAAAGCAUUGAAAAUGCUUUCAAUGCUUUCCUAUGGGGAUUUUAGCGACGCUGGAGGUUCUCACAUAGCGUGAGGAUGUCCAGUGACGCUAUAGCACAAAUAUGUGCUAUGAAGCAGGAAGUGCCCUCUAGUGGCUGUGUAGUAGACAGCCACUAGAGGAGGAGUUAACCCUGCAAGGUAAUUAUUGCAGUUUAUAAAAACUGCAAUAAUUACACUUGCAGGGUUAAGGGUAAUGGGAGUUGGCACCCAGACCACUCCAAUGGGCAGAAGUGGUCUGGGUGCCUGGAGUGUCCCUUUAACUUCUACCACUUCAGCUGGAAGGCUAUUCCAAAUCAUAACCCCUCUAGUUUAAGACAAUGUUCUCUUGUUGUAGUAGUCCUUCUUUUUGUAAUUAUACUCUCCUCCUUUACUGUGUCCGUAUUAUAACCGUUCAGCAGCUUUCGGUCCAACUGAACUCUGGACCAAAUUCCUGCUCAUUUGUACCUACUCCGCAAAUCUAAACAUUAAAUACUGUGAACAGUGUCAAGAUUUUGCAGUCCGAAUAUCUCCAUACGGCAGUGCAUAGUUUUGCCCUAAUCGAUACAGUCCAUUCAGAGUUUAGUCAGUAACCCUGUUGGCUGUAUCCAGUUCUGCAUUUGUCCUCAACAUAUAACUCAGUCAAGAAUAGAUUCCGAUAAAAGUUGCAAGCCUUUUAGAGGCCCCUGCAAGGUGUACCAUGCUUUUUUGCUAGAAGAUUUUAUUUCACUAGGUGAACAGACAUUCCGGUCUACUUCAUUGCUCUUGAUCCUAUAAUUCAAUCGCCAUGGCAACACUGUCAAAUAUACAAAGGUUGAGAGCGAGAUUUAGAGAUUUCAACAUUUAUCAAGAAUUUAACAUAUCUUUUGAAAAAUAAAUGCCCUCACCACUACUAUUGCAACAUAAUUCAUCCCACCAAGCUCCUCUGAAGAUCUCUACAAAAUGGUCACUAAAGGCAUGUGAAUUCAUAUACAUAGGAAUGACAAAAUGACAAAAAAUUUAGACUUUUCUAUCAGUUAGUCAGAAUAAGACUAAGAAACGUCAUUGAUAAAAUGGCAAACUGACUACAUGUCAUUCGGUUAUUAAAGUGAGCAGCCACUAGUUGCCCUCUGUUUAGCCGAUAUGCAACAGUUUCAGCACAUGGAUCAUGGGCGUGGUGGAUGGUAUAAAACUUUUAUCAUGCUGUGGGGCUGCUCGCCAUAAUAACAUACUAACGGUUGGGCAGCUAUUGACAUUUACUCCAACUCUUAUAACUUUUAUUUAGGCAUUAUACCUUGGCCCCCAUUCCAAACAGCAAAAAUAUGUAAUCAACUAAGUUUUACUUCCCUGAAAUCCAACUCUGCUUUCCAUGCCCCCUUGUGACGUCAUGUCUGCCUUCACGCAGUCCAAUCCAGGGCUUCUCAUAAAGAAAUCUUCGAUUGGGCCGUGUAGCCAGCUCAUAGCACCUGCACACCCUCUGAGCCGACAAGGGAAGUAGAGCCUAAAAAAAGACCGGUGAGCUGGGCUGCAGGGAGGGAGGGGAGACACAAGAAUCAAAUUCCGUUUUUUGCCAGCGUGCAGUGCACACUGACAACAGAUAUAAAAUAUGCAAAGAAUUGACAUUUGGCAGUCCACAACAGAGUUCAAGGCUACCAAAGUCACAUGUGCUAAGGGUGUAACUAGCUCCUGGCAAACAAGUUCAAAUAUCUCUGCUUGUGCAGUGUUUCAAGUUAAAACACUACACAGCCAGAUUCCUUCCUCCACGACCACUUCAAAAAGCAGACGUGGUCAUUGGCAUUGGAGUAACCCUUUAAAUGUAAUACAUGACUGCCCUGUCGCUAGUUUUUUUAUGUUUAGUAGAUAUGUCCCCAUAUGCCACAUGGCAGCUGGGUGCACAAUGGAGGUCUACAACAUCCUUUCUAGUAAUGUUGAUGUCCUAUGAUUAGUUUCAAUGUAUUUACAUUUUAAUAUGACUGCUGGCCUUAAUAUAGGCCAGCCUUCACAUGGUUAACCCUCUUGCAACCAGGGAUUAUUUAAGUAUUUUCCCACUGGCUUCUAGUGCUGCCAGCAGGUCAUAGAGAUUAACGGUCAGCAAAAAAUUAUUUCUGUGCACAUCUCUAGAAGGCAGCUGCUUGACAGUUAAUUGUUAUUCUUUAUUCCUCUGUGUGUUUCCAUUCUGUAUAUUUUGAUUUUUCUUUCCCUUUCUGCAGUAUUUCACACGCACUCUCACUGACAGACACAAAUACAAACACAUGCGCAUAUACAUUCUCAGUGACACACACAUACACUCUCACUGACAAGCACACAUACACUCUCACUGACAUACACACACACAUACAAACUCCUUAACAGACACAUACAUUAUUUAAAAAAAACUUCACUCCACCCAGCCUCACUACCUUUGGGAGUGCUUGCAUGGAAUCUCUAUUUCCCUGGGGUGCAGUCCCUGGGGUCCAGUGGGCCUGGACGGCGGGGGAGCAGUGAUCUUCCCGCUCAGCUCCCUUGCGCGUCUCUUAGUGAUGCCGGAGUGAUAUCAUAUUCCGGCUCCGGCAUCACUGCUGUGCACGCCACGAUAAUGGCUGCCGCGAUACUUGAGGCGGGUGGCGGCCAUUUUGUUUCCCGAAAUUUUUGCAGAACCCCAUUUGUGUUCUCACGCAUCCCCAAUUGAGAAACGCUGCACUAAAGUGAGAGCUGUGGGGAUUUGGAAUUCAAAGUGAAAUCCAAGUUUAAGGUUAAAAAAACUGAAUUUGAAAAUAUCUCCUAUUCUGUUUUUAGUUAAACUAUUUUGGUGUAAAUCUUGACAUUCUCUUUGAAUUCCCGACAAUUCUCACUAUAGUAAAUGACCCUGAAAGUGCAUUUCCAUUUACUGUUCAGCAUAAAAUACUGGGAAAUAAAGAAAACUGCCUCUGAUCAGAAGAUUGUGUUGGAUGUUUUUGCAUGUUCUCAUAGGGUGCUGGAUGGAAAGCACUGCUCAUUUUAAAGUACCACUAUAGGCACCCAGACCACUUCAGCUUAAUUAAGUGGUCUGGGUGCCAGUUCCCUCUAGGGUUAACCCUGCCUGCUGUAAACAUAGCAGUUUCAGAGAAACUGAUAUGUUUACAAAUGGGUUAAUCCAGCCUCUAGUGGCUGUCUCAUUGACAGCCGCUAGAGGUGCUUCCGCGCUUCUCACUGUGAUUUUCACACUGAGAAGACGCCAGCGUCAAUAGGAAAGCAUUGAGAAUGCUUUCCUAUGGAUUGACUAAAUGCGCGCGCGGCUCUUGCCACGCAUGCGCAUUCAGCCGAUGAUGUCCAGAGGAGGAGAGUCCCCAGCGCCGAGGAAGCCUGGCGCUGGAGAAAGGUAAGAUUUUAACCCCUUUCUCCAACUUCAGCCCGGCGGCACCCUCAUGGCACUGGCACUAUAGUGGUCCUUUAAGUUUUCCAUUAUACAUUUUGGUUGAGUUGAUCAAACCCAUGCUCUAAAUAUGCUAAAGGAUCAAUAGUCGUGAAUUUACUCCUGCUUUUUUUAGGAAACAACCAUGAAUAUGUUUUCAGCUGUCCAGUAUUGCAGCCCUGUCUUCUCCUGGAAUGGUUUAGUGCAGGGGUGGGAAACCUUUUAUCUGCCAAGGGCCAUUUGGAUAUUUAAAACCUAAUUCGCGGGCCAUACAAAAUUAUCAACUUAAAAAUUAGCCUGCUGUAUUUGGUCAAACAUUUAAUUAACUCACUCCUAAUGUGAUGGCUGGAACUGCUUAUCUUUGGUGUGAUGUUAGCUGGUAUUGAUGAUAUUGCUACUUCCAGUGUGUGUGUGUGUGAGAGAGGGGUGUAGUUUGUGUGUGGGUGGUGUGUGUGUGCGCUCUUCGUUAUGCUCACUAAAAAUGAAUUUUAUUAUAAGACCUGUCAUGAUGUUCCAGAAUCCUAGAAAGGUCUUUGAAAAGAAUAUAUUAAAUGUAAAUUCCCUUGUUAAUACGCAGGCUGACUUCACUAUAUUCUUCCCGCGAGCACAGCACUGUCUGAGCGUUGCCAUGGUAACAAUCGGCAAUGCUCCGACGUGCCUGUUCGCGGGAGGAUCACAGCCUCCUGGGUCCUCCUCCUGUCCAUCAGGCACACAGGUCCUAUCUCCCUCCCACUUAACAAACUGGCUUCUACAAACUGCCCGGAGACCGGUGAGGGAGAUCUUUGAUGCCAGAAAAAGGCAGACAGCAGGGUUGGCUUUCCACGGGCCAGUCCCAAUCCCUGGUUUAGUGAAAACUCUUAGAAGCAGGGGUGUCCAUCAGUGACAUUCUGCUUGUUGUUGGGCUACGGUUACUGUUGUUAUGGGUUAGAUGUCCAAGCUCAAAAGCUAUUGCUCACUUUCCUGUAAAUUACAUCAUGUAAAAAAAACCUGAAAUUUUCUUUGUAGAUAAGGACCAAAUGGCUGCCUGCCCAUUCCCUAUCUUAAGUGUUCAGCCUUAUUUCCUGAAAUUAUUUAGACCAAGAAUAGCCCAAUGUAUACUGCAUUUUUAGCUGACUUCUUUGCAACAAAUGUGGUGCUUGUAGAGUUACAUGUGAUGUGGUGGGAAGCAGGCUAAUAUGGAUUAAAAAAGAACAAGGAUCUAACUGAGUUUAAUUAAUUUAGCUAAAUGAACAUUGUGUAUUUUGUUUUGUCAGUUUGGCAAAUGAUACUUUGGAUAUUCAGGGUGCUUGAAUUCGUAGGUGAGUGUUAAGUGUCGUUUAGUUGUUAGCGUGCGUGCUGAGCAGCACGAUGUCAGGACUGUAUUUUUCCUUCCACAUAGUGAGGUCUCUGCAGGGAGCUCAGCACCCCCUCCCUCCCCCAUCCAUUCAUAGGAAUUGCUGUCUGGGAGUAUUUCAGGACAAACCAGAGAUUUGCACACACAAAAAAAGAAAAGCUGCAGCUAAGAACGAUGGAUAGGGAUUCUGGGAAGAAUCCUCUCAAAUGGAUGCUUCAUAAAUAUCCUGCUACAAUGAGCAUGGUUGACUUUCCCUUGAUUGUUGCAUUUGUUUAUGUAGUUUACAGUCACUGCAGGUAGAGGACUGAGUAUAAUAUAAUAUAGGACCCUAGUCGUAGAGCUGGAUCUUAUCAUAUCAUUUGAAAGAACUAAUAGGCGGAGGUUUUUAAAAUAAUUCUAACGGGGGACGGAGCUAAGCGACGGACCUGAAUAGCCGCAUGUUGCUCGAGCUCUGGGUUGACAAACACAUUAACAAGCGAUUUAAAGGGGUCUCCUGCACCCCAAAAUCCUGCAAACCGACCCUGCAGCAGACUCUCACGAUAUGGGGAGAAAAAACAAAAAGCCAAGACCUGAGAAGCCGAGCAUGGGCAUGAAUAUCGGAAACUUGUUGCGCCAGGUCCGGAGUGGAGCAGAGCCUAAAAUGGCGACCUCUCAGACGAGACAGAGACCUCCGAGGAUUUCUCACUGGGGAUACCAGAGUGCCAAGCACCAGAGCAGAGAGCCCACAAACCUACCACCUCUCACUUAGACUUGGCCUCGAUGACUACGGCGAUCAUGAAAGGCCUGCUAGCGGAGCUCCAGCAUACAAUCCAGGCCGACAUGGCCCAGCUCUGAUGGGACCUGCACGGCCUAACGACCUUCAUGGGAGCUAUAGAAAGUGACACCCACAAAAACACCCAGCAAACGGCCAAACUUUAAAAGCUUGUGCAAGAUCUACAAAUCCAACAAACAAACAAAAACUGAUCAAAGGUUCAGAGCUGGAGGAUCAGAGUCACAGGCAGAGCCUCAAGAUUAGGGGUAUCGAGGAGAACCCGGAGAUAGAGCUGCCGCACCUCCUACUGCGACUUCUCGCAGCGCUACUAACCCCUAAGCAAGCUAGAUAGGUGGGUCUGGAGGGGCUGUUUCGCUGCACUAACCAGUGAAAGCAACAGCAUCAGCACCGAGGGAUCUCUUAGUGAAAUUUCGAAGCGGCAAGGAUAAAAUAGCUCUCAUGAACGCAGUCCGGAAAAACUCUCCAUACACCUUCGAAGGAAUGCAACUCUCGUUCUAUGCAAACCUGUCCGGGAGCACCAUGGCGUGGAGAAGAUCACUCAAGCCCUUCACGGUUCUACUCCGAUCUAACAGCUUCAUGUACAGGUGGCGACUGCAACGCAUGCUGGAAAUACAACACGGCACCGAAACUCAUACCAGCAGAGAUCUACUGGAGGCAACCGACCUAUUACCAACACUGGGGCUGCCAAUAGACGCCCUGAUCACAGCACGACCGAAUACAACAUCCUCCCUAACUCACGCAUGGAACCCAACAACAGAACCUCGGGGAUAGUGACAAGAUGACCGGGCAGCUGACACCACCUGAGCGGCUUCAGUAUGCCUGCAAAGACGGGCUUGAACUCUUCCCCACCACAAGAGAUGUGUUUUUUCUCUAUUUUUUUAUUUUACUAUUUCUUGUUGAUGUUAUCCUGUCAUGCUUUUAAUGUCACUCUUAGAUACUACCCCACCGGAGCCACACACAUCCUCCAGACCACACACAAUAUAGACUGACUCAGAGUAAAACCUCUGCAGACUCUGAUCCAACUGUCCACCCACCGUAGGCACAAACACAAGCCCACCAUGGCCUUCCCCUACACAUACGCAACAACAAGGCCCCUCGCUACCCGCAUCCGGCCUGUUCCUCACACUCAAAACGACUGGGGAAUACUACCUCCCUCCCCCGUAUGGAGGGGAACUCCAUAAAAAGCUGCUAGACCGCCAGACCACAUUCAUGCUACAUUGACCCAGACUAUAUACCCUCUACUAUUGGCAAUCUUAACUAUAACAAACCGGUAUAUAAAAAGUGCUGUCCACCUGCAUGUCAUAAUGAUUCUUCGAAUCCUGACUUGUCCGAUAUCCCUGUGACAAUGUAUGUAGCGCUUUAUUCCUUGCACAAAAAAAAGAAAGCAUUAAAAAUAAAUAAAUAAUAAUUCUAAUGACAUUUGUGUUGGGCAACUCAUGGCUAAAAUGUAAAAUUAAAAAAUCUACUUAGUAUUGAUCAGAUAAUUAUGUCCCUAAAGUGUUAAUGCUCUAUGGAUCAUCACAUUGUAUGGGUUUAAUACAGGGUUAUGUUUUCAUAAUCACUCUUACAUAUUUUACCCUAUAGCAGCUUUACUGCCGUGAUCACACAUUCGCUGUCAGAAGUGGAAGGCUUUGUAUCUCUAGCACUGUGUAUCAGAGAAUGUGUUCCUCUGAAUAGCUGUGCUGAAAAAAAAGGUGUCUUUUGUUAAAGGCACCUGAUCCAUUCACGCAGCUGUGUACAGCUUUGAGCCCCAUAAUGCACAUGUAUGUAACAUGGUGAAAGUGAGUAUAGUAACAGUCCUGAUGUCUACAUAUUCUUUACCAGGUUGCUCAAAUGACACGUGCAAGGGCUUUGUACAAUUAUGCAUGUGACUCGUGGGAUUUUGUAAUUUAUGUGCUGGAACAGGUUACUGCGUUUCAUAAUGAGUUCCCUAGUGUGAUAUAAUUCUAGAGCGUGUUUGUUUGUGGGUAGUAUUUCUUAGGUUGUGGCAAGUAUAAGUGCAGUUUUUUUUUUUUUUUCGUAAGUGUAGAUUGUACAGAAUAACUUAGAUAUGUCUGAAUAGCCUGUUACAAAGAAUUAACAGUUCGACAUACACAUGGGUGUGGAUGUGUAAAAAAACAAAAUCUACAUGUCCACAAGACUAAAGUUGUAACCUAAUCCACUUGUCCCUCAUGAUAAGCUAUAUGUUCUGAUCAAAAUUUUUUUUUAAAACUACAACUAGUGUGUCUGUGUAUGUUCUCUGGCUGUGUUUAGUAUGUGUGUAAUGUGUACAUGGUUUGUUGGCUGUAUGUGCUGGCUCUAUCUAACAUGUGGGAUGUUUGUAGGGUUUGUGUUAUGUGGGAAGGGGAGGGGCUGUUGGGCUGUGUGUAAUGUGUUCUUUAAUGCUUUCCUAUGGGGAUUUCACUGGCACUGAAUGUCCUCAUACAGAGCGAUAUUGGCAAUAUUUGUGUAAAAAGCUAUUGCUAUACAUCAUUUUGGGUUAACUAACCUUAUCUUUCCUGCAUCACAGAAAUGAUUAAAGUACAUGGUUCAUGCAGAUGAGAUGGAUGGGAUAAUUUAAUUGUAUCCACAGACAUAAUCUAUGCCAAUGUGUUGGGAAACAACUCUGGUGUAUUUCCACUUUAAAGUUGACAAGUUGUUACUUGUGAUUCCAGCUAAAAUUCAUUUGGUGAAUCUACUAUGUGUUUUCGGUUAUGAGAUGAACUAUUAGCUUUAUUAUUAACUAAUUUAGCCAGAACCAAUCUCCUUCAAAUCUGCUGCAUGCGCAGUGAAUUAUUCUAAUUCUGUUCUAUCCUGUUAGUAAGGAGUUAACCCAGCGAAUGCCAGUAAGGUGACUGCCUUAUUAAUGCAGUGCUCAGAUGCCUAGCACUAGAGGAUUAAGGCUUACGUGCUUGAAAGGCUGUAUCACGUGAAGGAAAGUUGACACAAACAAAUUGGGAAUUAUACUAUUCAGCCCUUCUAUUGUGUUACUUCUCAAACCUGGUCAUUAGAUGAUGUAAUUAAUUGCCAGCUUCCUUCCCGGCUGGAUUCAUCAUAUGUCAGUCAUACACAUGGGUUUGUCUCUCCAGUAAAAAUGUCAGGAGACAGGCAAAGAAUUCCACGAGUUUGAGACAGAUAUAGAAGGUAGAGGUUGUCCUGCACUGCUUUCAGUUGAUACCAGGAACAGCAGAGAGCCCUUCUCAUCUAUCGUAGUCUGUGUGCUACUGGCUUUUUAUCUACACCUUGCAGUCCCUCAUCUGCCAGCAUUGUAUGAUUAGAUUUGACUUGGAGUGCUUAGUACCAUUAUGGCUUAUGAACUUGGCUUUUCUGAUCAAACAGGUUCAUGGGUGGAGCUACAAAUGAACGGCAAUGGAAAUAACAAUGACAGCAACAGAAAUGGAGGACUGGAGCAUGUGCCAUCGUCCUCCUCGAUCCACAAUGGAGACAUGGAGAGGAUUCUACUGGAUGCUCAACACGAGUCUGGACAAACUAGUUCAAGGAGCAGCUCCCAAUGUGACAGGUGAUACAUGGGAGUCUUUAGUUUAGUAUUUUGCUUAAACCAUGUAUUAAAAAUGUAAACGUUUUAAGUUUCCACAUUUACAGUAAAUCAACAGGCUUUGUAGAUUCUGUAGUAUGCUUUCACCAAGCUUGGUCAUUUAACUUUUAGUUCUGUUGAACAUGUCCGAGAUGCAUUGGUCUAUGGGCUCUACAAACUUUUUUGUGAGUUCUAGUUUAAUUGUAUGUUUUCACUUGUAGAAAUGUAACUGAUGAACAAUAACUCUCUGAAGCCAUGACAUCAUGUACAGCAGUAUUAUUAGAUUGAAAAAGGGACUAUUUCACUUCUGAUUACAUUGAAAUAUUUGUAGUUAGUGUCAUAAUUGAAUUGUUUUCUAAAGAUUCUAUGUAUUUUGUAAAAAGUGUCAGAUCAUGAUUGAUCAAACAAGAUACUGCUGUUUAAUUGAGGACAAAAUACUAAUUUAUACAUAAUAGUACUUGAAAUAUGUAAUAUUGCAUGAAAAUCAUUGUUUUUCUUGAUUUCUUAUAACCUCUCACUAUGUAGGCUUUCAUUACUCAAUGUAACCUUUCCUUAUAACUCAUCCUAUUACUCCCUAUAACCCCUCCUAUUACUCCAUAUUACCUCUCCCUAUAACUCCUCCUAUUACUCCAUAUAACCUCUCCAUAUAGCCCCUCCUAUUAUUCCAUAUAACUUCUCCCUAUUACUCCAUAUAACCUAUCACUCUAUAUAACCUCUCUCUCUAACCCCUCCUAUUACUCCAUAUAACCCCUCCUAUGACUCUAUAUAAACUCUCUCUAUAACCCCUCCUAUUACUCCAUAUAACCUCUCCCUAUAACCCCUAUUACUCCAUAUAACCUCUCCCUAUAACCCCUCCUAUUAUUCCAUAUAACCUCUCCAUAAAACCCCUCCUAUUACUCCAUAUAACCUCUCUCUAUACCCUCCUAUUACUCCAUAUAACCUCUCCAUAAAACCCCUCCUAUUACUCCAUAUAAUCUCUCUCUAUACCCUCCUAUUACUCUAUAUAACCUCUCCCUAUAACCCCUCCUAUUACUCCAUAUAAUCUCUCUCUAUAACCCCUCCUAUUACUCUAUAUAACCCCUCAUAUUACUCUAUAUAACCUCUCUCUAUACCCUCCUAUUACUCUAUAUAACCCCUCAUAUUACUCCAUAUAACCUCUCUCUCUCUAACCCCUCCUAUUACUCCAUAUAACCUCACUUUAUAUAACCUCUCUCUAUAACCCACUCCUAUUACUCUACAUAACCUCUCUCUAACUCCUCCUAUUACUCCGUAUAACCUCUCUCUAUAACCCCUCCUAUUACUCCGUAUAACCUCUCCCUAUAACCCCUCCUAUUACUCUGUAUAACCUCUCCCUAUAACCCCUCCUAUUACUCCAUAUAACCUCUCUAUAACCCCUCCUAUUACUCUCUAUAACCCCACCUAUUACUAUAUCUAACCUCUCGUAAUAACUACUUAUUUUACUCCCUUUUAUAUAAUCCAUCCUUAUAAGUUAACCCCUUGUAUUAUUACAUAACUCCUCCUAUUACUCCUUAUAAGCUCUCCUUCUAACUCCCCAUAUUACUCCAUAUAACCUUUUCUUUUAACUCCUAUACCUCCGUAUAAUCCAUCCCUAUAGCCCAUCCUAGUACUACAUACAAACCUCUCCUUAUAACUCCUCUUAUUACUCUCCCUACAAACUCUCCUAUUUCUCAUAUAUCGUAUCUCUUUAAAAUCUCCUAUUGCACCAAAUAAUCUCUCGUAUUGAUCCGUGUAAUCUUUCCCUAAAUCCUCUCAGCUGAGUUCUGCUGGACGCUAUGGCUGCAUCCCUCAUAUGGUCUUCUCCAGUAGGAGAAUCCAGAUUGCUAUGUAGAGCAAAGCAAGGUCAUUCAGCAUUGUGCUCAAUGGCUCAUUAAUUAAGUUCAGCCAGUGAGCGUGGUACUGUACCAGCCUUGGGAAUCAUCCAAAUUCUCCUGCUGUAGAAGACCAGAUGCAGAGGUUGUUUUUGCUGGCACCUGGCGGGACUCAGGUAAGUUGUCAAAACCUAAAAUGAGCUAGUAGUGGCUAUGGUGUUUGGAGUGUUCCUAUUAAAGGACCCCCGACUGUGACUGCGCUACUAGGGGUCCAGUGGCCCUGAGGGGCAAGCAAAGACGAGUUUAUUUUUUAUUUAUUUAUUUUUUAAUGUACCUGUCCCUCGCUGGUGCCGCUGUCCUCUUCUGGCUCCUGGUGCUCCUGUGCCAGGAGCUGACGUCACAGCUUACUGUCAUGCAUGCGUGAGAGUACAUCAUUGAGUUUAAUGAGGAUCCCGGGUCAAUUCCCUGCAGACUCCACAGGUGACAUUCCUUGACGGCGGUAGCUCUGCCCAUCGUCAAGUAGUGUCAGGCGGGGGAAAAAUACUCUCCCAGUAUAUCUUUUGACUGGGUUGGAAUUUCAGUGGAAUUCCAACACAGACAGUAUGAGUAUUUCAUAAAGAGUUUAUCUUUAUGAAAUACUGAAUUUGCAGGAAAGGGGAAUGUGGAGUGGCAGUGUUGCUUUAAUUUAUUUUGCAUUUAUUGUUCAUUCUUGGUGCUCCACUUACAAUCUCCUUUACAUAUAAUGUACUUGUCACACAAAGGUUUUAGCCAACAUAUCCUUCUUGUUAUUUAGUCCCUCACCUGAAGAAGGACAGAUCACAUUUGACGUGGAGAUGCACACGAGCAGAGACAGUUUCCAGGUACCUGUUUUUAUGUUUAUAAUUCUGAACCAACUACACUCAUCUGUCUGAACAAACAUAACUUGCUCAAUGGUACCUCACUGAUGUCACUGAGCCCGACAUUCUAAUUCUAGGCUUCAGAACAAGUUGUGCCUCCUUGUCAUUGUAAACAGCUCGUAUAUCAUAACAUAUGGAAGGACAGAUUAAUGCAACAGCAAGUUCACCCAGGGUGUAUUUGCAUGUGGGUGUGAUAUAGGGAGUUGUGUUUGGAGGUUGGUUUAUUUAUUUAUUUUUAGAAGCUAGUAAAAAAAAAAACCAAUAAAAUGACGUGUUUUUAAGAAGUAGGCCACUAUUUUACAUGGGUGUAUUGAGCAUAAACAUGAAGCUAAUUGAUAUCACAUUUCUGCCUAAAGCCUACAUAAUCCAGAGUCCGUAACUGAUCGAUAAUAGUUUCUAACCUUAAACCAGUUUAGCAAAGUGAUCACAAUCUAAAUUUCACAGACCUUUUUUUCUGCCAGUGAUGCCUUCAAAAUAGCACUGUCCUAAAGUAAUAUUGUGUAGUGAAUGACAAAAAAAAUAGCCACAGGCAAUUACAUUACAGCUUGAAGGUUAUGGACAGCCAAGUACAUUGACGAUCCAAUAGGUCAUUGUGUUCCAUGUAAACAUUACUCUGUGUGUUUCUUUGAGAUUCUGCUUAACAUUUCAGGUAUCGUGCAAAUGUGUAUUUAUUAUGUUAUCAAUUAUUCCAGUUAUGUUUUAUUUACAAAGGUGUAAUCAAUAAGGAAUCUUUAGUUAAGGUUGCUUGUAUAUGUUAUUAAUUUGAAGAGGUGUUUGGGAUUUUCCCUCAUGCUCAUACAAUAACACUAUAAAUUUGGGGAUACUUAUUUUUUGUAAUCGAAGUGUUUAAAGUUCUUUGAGGUGUUGAACACAAUAUGUUUUCAAUGGUCCAUUUUAAUGUGUCACUUACUCUAAGGCAUGAUUUUGAUUGCCUACAUUUAUAACAUAAAGUAUAGGGCCCUUUUCACUGAUCUAAUAAUGGCUAUUGCAUCGCAACAGUGACUACAUUUUUCAAAUUUGUUAACUGCAUAUCAUGUAUUCAAUUUGCCAUAAUGCUCAGCCAGCCAAAGCCCUGAGAGCCUAGGGCAGGCAUAGGCAACCUUAGUAGUCCAGAUGGUUUGGACUACACCUCCCAUGAUGCUUUACCAGCAUUAUGGGUGUAAGAACAUUAUGGGGCAUGUAGUCCACAACAUCUGGAAGGUUGCCUAGACCUGGCCUUGGGCAUAGUUCAUAAGAGCAGUGCUGAGGGUCAUUUACCACUGAUCCAAGUGUCACCUGCAUUAUUUACCAGCAAAGGAAAACACAAUUACAUUGAUAAUGUCAAGAGCAGUGCUUUUUCUCCUCUGGCAAUCACAGCGCUGGCUUGUUUCAAGAGGGCACAUUUAUGGCCUCACAUGUACAGGAACUUUAGUGGGAAAUUAUUUAAAUUGGCACUCCACUGUCCGAAUAAAAUCACUGUUAAGUAGCUAUAACCCCCAAUGAAAACAUGCAUACAUUUAACUAUGUAUUUUUUCAUUGGGGGUAUAGCUAAAACAGCUUGCAAAAGCGGAAGCCUUUGCAAACCCUCCCCUUUUAACCCAGCCCGGACUUUAUGUGGCUGUCCAAUCAGACUUCCCAAUGCAGCUCAAUGAGAAGCCUUUGCAAGGCAGGUGCUCUGGACAAUUGCUGCCUCUUGAGUUUAGCUCCACUGAGAUAAGCAACCAGGAAAUAACAGGACUGUUUGUCUGACAGCCAGGGGUUGUAGACUAGAUUAAUUUAUAAAAGUGCCAAUUGAUAUUAAAAUCCGCACUUUGUGUACAACGGAGGGGGCAAAAGCAAAAAUGUUUCACAAAUCAAGCACUUCAGCAAACAAAAUUUCUGCAAAAGUUUGUGUUUGGAGUGUCCAUUUAAGCUCAAUCCUCCAAAUUAUCUGUUUUAAACAAUUAGAUAGUUUAACAUUUGAUCACAAGUUCUUAUUUGUGAUUGGGCUCCCAGUAGCUAAAGCGAGCUGUUGGUUGGGUCAUUUAAAACAAUAAAUAAAUAAAUAUUUAUACUUUAUUGUAUGUGCUUUGCAUGAAAAGUAGUUGAUGCUUGCAAGGCCAUAUGCAUGCCAACUGCACAUGCAUUUGUCCAUUAAUUGCUCCAGCCAGUGUUUCUCAAGAGUUUAUGGAGAAGUACCCCUGCAAGUCUAAAAGACCAUUCCUAAGUGAGAAAAUAAUUUCUAUUGAUUUAAAUUCCAAGUCAAACGUAUAGACACAGAUAUUUAAGUUAAUCCCAUACUGGAAAACAAGCCUGAUUAAAGUAGUAACAUAAUAUGUUUAAAGGAGCACUAUAGGCUCCGGAACACAAACAUGUAUUCCUGACCCUAUAGUGUUAAAAUCACCACAUAGCCCCCAUGGUCCCCUCUUGUCUCCCUAAAUAUAGUAAAAUCUUAACUUAUAGUCAAGUCUGUAGCUGCUAGUUCUGCACCUGUUAGCCUGUGAGCUGCCCUUGUCUGCUGACAUCAUCAGUUGUGGUGGUCUGAGCCAAUCAGAAUGCUUUCACAUAGGAUUGACUGAGACUGUCAAGGAGGCAGAUCAGGGGCAGAGCCAGCGCAAGUCGAACACAGCCCUGGCCAAUCAGCAUCUCCUCAUAGAGUUGAAUUGAAUCAAUGCAUCUCCAUGAGGAAAGUUCAGUGUAUGCAUGGAUGGAGACACUGAAUGGUAGUGCUGCUUACUCUGCAGCAUUGCCCAAGGAAGCAGCUUUAACAGCCAUCUAAGGAGUGGCCAGUGGACUUAUCACUAGGCUGUAAUGUAAACCCUGCAUUUUCUCUGGGGGAAAAAAAAGGAUUUACAGAAGCCUGAAGGGAAUGAUUACACCAGAACAAACACAACAAGCUGUAGUUGUUUUGGGGACUAUGGUGUCCUUUUUAAUAUAUAUAUAUAUAUAUAUAUCUAUCAUGAUGUGAAUAUUGUGUAUGUAUGGAUGAGUGUAUGAACUAUUAAUCUGAAGUAUAAAAGUCACAAAAUGAAACUAUAUUACACACUUAAUAGUUUCACCAGAAGACACUGACAUACACUCCCACUGAUUUAACACAUGCACUAACUAAUUUGACCCACACAUUCACUGACACUUAUUUGACACACACUGGCAUACUCAAACACAUUUUCUCACACACUCAUAAGGUUUUAUUUUUAUUUAACCCCUUAGUGACCGCGGACGUGCAGGGUAGUCCGACAAAUAACGAUACUUAAGGCUAAUUAAAACGCUGAAAGCGAUCAUGAUUGCUUCCAGAUGCUCUAACGCUAUUGCUAUACAACCUCACUGCUGGGCCCACGAGUGAUCGCUCCCUCACGUGGAGUCCGUGUAGUGUAGUGCAGAUGUUCUGCCUGUAUGCUGAGUGCCACGAGGGGUCGAGGCACUCAGUUAAAAUUAAACUAAACUAAAAAAAAUUAAAUAAAAAAUGAACCUCUUCUCUCCAUCUCCACUUACUCGAUCGCCACCUUUUACCCGCCGGCGAUCGGUCUUCUGCUUCACUGGGGGGAUUGUCUGAUAGCCCAGACAGAUCCCCCUCUGCAAAUUAGGGCCCCAGGGGCCAUAUGACCGCUCUAAAAGAGCGGUCACUAGGCCGCAAUAGGUGUCCACAGUGCUGCUAGCAGGGGGACUGCCUGCACUGACAGGCAGUCCCCCUGCUGGUGAAAAAUAGUAAAAAAUAAUAAUAAAGUUACUUAAAAAUAAAUAAAUAAAAAUAUGUGUAUUUAUUAUCUUGUAUAUGUCAUACUAAGUGUAUUUUUUUUGUGUUAAUAUUUACAUAUAUUAAUAUAAAAAUACACCUAGAGUAAAAUUACACACACGUUUGUGUGUGUGUGUAUGUGUGUGUGUGUGUGUAUAUAUGUAUAUGUGUGUGUAUGUGUAUAUAUAUAUAUAUAUAUAUAUAUGUGUGUGUGUGUGUAUAUAUAUUAUAAUAUGUACAGUAUACAUAUUGUGUGUGUGUGUAUGUAUUAAUAUAAAUAAUUAAAAAUAAUUUUUAAAAAACGAGAGUGUAAUUUUAUUCUAACUGUAUUUUGAUAUUAAUAUAUAUUUAUAUAAAAAUUCACUUAGAAUGAGAUCUAUAUAUAAUCUCAUUCUAAGGGAAUUUUGAUAUAAAUAUGGAUUCCUGACCGAUAUCAGUGUUACAAUGUAGCUUGCAUUAAUUUUGAAAAAAAAUGGUUUGGUAAUAGCAAAGUGCUACUUGUAUUUGUAGUCCUAUUACUUUCCAAAAAAAGCUUAGUACAUGUUAACAUUGGGUAUUUCUAAACUCAAAAUGUAGAAACUAUUUAGCACUGGUGUUUUUUCGUGGUUGCUGAUGCGUAACAGAUUUUGGGGGUCAAAGUUAGAAAAAGUGUGUGUGUGUUUGUUUUUUUUUGUUUGUUUUUUUUUUCAUCAUGUUAUAAUUUUUUUUAUAUAGUAAAUUAUAUGAUAUGAUGAAAAUAAUAGUAUCUUUAGAAAGACCAUUUAAUGGUGAGAAAAACUGUAUAUAAUGUGUGGGUAUAGUAAAUGAGUAAGAGGAAAAUUACAGCUAAACACAAACACCGCAGAAAUGUAAAACGAGCCCUGGUCUGAUCUGAAAAACGGUCUGGUCACUAAGGGGUUAAGCCUCACUACUUUUGGGAGAGCUGGAUUGGAUCGUUUCCCUGGAGUCCAGCGGGGAUCCUUUCCCUCAGGUCUAGUGUGGCCGCUUCGUGCUCUUCCAACACUGCUCCCUCGUGCACUGUUUAGUAAUGCCGGCCCGCAGUGCACACACCGGCAUCAGCUCUGCCACCAGCGUUUCUUUGUGAACAGACCACCGCCUCCUGGGGUCAGGGCUUUAAGUGGCUGGCCGGUCAUCACCUGGCAAACACCCUGCUUGUGGUGUAUGUACCCCCUGAGUUACUUGGGGGCACAUUUGCUGCAACCGAAAAGCUCAGUUUGUUGCAUUAUUCACUCCAUGCUGAAAUAGCAUUUACCAAGUUGAAGGAACAAAGAACGGUCAUGUCUCUGGAAGUGACAGUUCCUUUUUUAAUGUAAAAAUCUCAUCAGUUUUAAAGCUGACACUGUAGCUAAAGCAGAUUAACAACCUCAUCCCUUCGCCUCCUCCUAUUUAGCAUCAGAGAUCUCUCAAUAAAUUCUGAUGUCACAGGCAUAUUUCUCAUUCCAGUGUACCUUUAUGAACCAUAUAAAUGUGUCACUAUCAUUAGAACAUUUUAAUUUCACAAAGAGGGAAGCAAUUUCUUGCUACCUACCCGGCUUUGUCUUCGGCUUUGAAACGCCACCCAUUUUUAUUUAUUUAUAGGUUUAUUUACUCUCAGUCCUAGAGGGGUGGUUAUUGUGUGUUUUUGCCAAGACCCACCCUUUUAGGUUCUCUUAGGGAAGCCUGCUGUAUAGAUUUGGGUGCUGAUUUUGUUUAAUAUAUAAAGAAGCAGUGGAGUAUUCGGAGACUAUUAAAAGAAUAGCCACACACAAAUAUAAUCUGCUGUACACAGAGUGUUAAGCUUUCUCUUGCAGAAAGGAAAUGAAAACUGGAACGCUGGAAAAUUGAAUUUAUUUUAUAAGAUAUAGUUUUGCUUGAUACUGACUUUGUCACUUUUUUUUAACUUGAGAAAUACUAAUGAGUCAUAAUAACCUGGACAAUGGUAUUUAAACAAUGCUGAAACUUGGUAAUUAAAUGGGUGACUCCAACAUACCUGAGCUUUGAUGCUGACCUGCUCAGAGGUUCUUAGUCACCCGCAGGCAUUGCUCCUUGUGAUGCUGUGCUUGGCAUAAGUGAAGUGCAAGCAGAAUGGAAUUUAACCCUUUGAUUAUAAGAACAGUAUACCUUGCUUUUCAAUGCAAUCAAUGUUCCUUUACUAGACAUUAAAAUGUUUAGUGCACCUGUAAUUCGUUAGUGGGUUACCAGCCAAACAGCAUGUGUUCUAGCUAAUAGGAAACAUCACCCGUAUCCCAGCACCUUUCUGAAAAUGAGAAUUUAUUAUAGAAAACUCUGUGAUGCACCAUUCAUUCAUUAACGCCAUCACUACUACAAAAGCACGUUUGAUUGAAAAAAUAUUAACAUAGUAUUUGAAGCAAGGGGUGCAUAGCUAGCACAUGUGCAUGUCACUACCCAGUAAUUUUGUGGAUGGAUUGCUUUGCAGACAAACUUAUAAACUAAAGUGUGUAAAUUUACACAAUUUUUAUUUUUCACUUGUUUAUUCAUAAGUAAAAAAUAUUUUGGAAUUGAAAAGCUUUAGACUGUAUACAAGUCCUUUAUCUUGCAAUAUUUCACACAGGAUCUGAAAAGUUAGUAUUAAAGCAAAUUUUCUUCCUUACAGACGGUGUAACAAAAAUAUAGAAAAAAAUGUGCUGCUCCCCUCCUAUCGGUCUCUGUGUAUAGCGUGGCUGAGCAUCGCAGCUGACAGGAAGUGCUCGCUGAGAGAGCACUUCCUGUCAGACUGGUACCGUGGCAGCCACGAGCAGGUACAGGAAGGGAGGGGAGGGAGAUAAUUGGACUAAUGGAGGGGCCAGGGGGAGGAAGGUAAUGGGACUAAUGGAGGGGCUAGGAAAGGGCUUGACAAAUCCUAGGUCACCAGGGUGACUAGAAAUAUUGCCCUGGUGCCUGGGAUUUGAAGUCCUUUAGCUAAAGCUGCAGGAUGGGGAAACAAUGGAGCCAAACGGUUGCCCUGAGGAGCAUGGAGGCGGCCGGCUGGGGCAGCGCACGAGGGAGCAGCUGUAUAGUGAUGCCGGGAAGCGGAAUAUGACGUCAUCGUGGCCCGGCAUCACUACAGAGAGCAGAGGGGAGCUGCAGGUAGAUUACUGCUCCCUUGCUUGAAGGAUGAGAGAAGCAGCCCCAUUGGACCCCAGGGAAAGAUCCACUCCGCUCUCCCAAAGGGAGGCUGGGUGGAUUAAAAUUAAAAUGGAAAAUGUCCACUUGUGUGUGUGUUGGUGUGUGUCUCUGUCAGUGUGUCUUUGUGUGUCUGUUUAGGUACCUGCACCCCUCUGAUCAUGAGAGGUGUUUUUGCUUACCUUCUUUCCUACGUUGUGCCGAUUUUUCUGCGGCUUGUCCUUCCUUCAUGGCUAAGAUAAUCAAUCUUUAAGAUCUCCUGGGACGAUAUUGCGCAUGUUCUCUCUGGGUAACAUUUAGCACCUCCGUGCAGAGUGUGAGGACGCUGAACAAAAGUGCUGCACACUGUGCAGCACUGACACAGGACUCUCUAGUGGUCUUCUGAGUGACUACUAGGCAGCAGUUUACAUUGAAAAGGCUACAGGGACAGGCUAUAGGCACCAGGACAGCUACAUCUCUGUAAAAUAUGAAACUAUCUGAUGUACAGAAACCAUACAUACUCAGUAACAUGCCCCAUUCUCUCUCAUCCUGUUUUUGAAGCUUUUGUCAUUUGCAAAACUUAAUAAACUUGGCUGUAAGUUGCAUUCAAUUAAUAGAAUUGUUUAAUGAAAUACUAAUUUUUGACUGUAUUGAUAACUGUUAUGAUAAUAUAUAGAUUGGGCAUGACCUAUAUUGUAGAAUUAGUAGUUUUUUCAUUAUUAUUGGAUUAUUAUGUUAUUGGUUAUAUUAUAACUGAAUCCUCUGUUUCUAUUGCAGUCUGAAGAGGAAGUAGCUGAUGGAGAGAAGGAGGUGGAUGUUCUAAAGAAAAGCACAGACUGGGUGUCUGAUUGGUCAAGUAGACCUGAAAAUAUUCCCCCAAAGUAAGUUCUACAGUUCCUCGGUGUAAAACUACUACAGUCUGAUAUGUGUUAUAGUUAGCACCAUAGUUUAAAGCGGCUCUUAAUUUAAAAAAAAAAAAAAAAAGAAGACAAAAUUAAAUUGGCAUUUCCAAAAUGCCCCCUUGGCUAUCUCAUUUUUAUAUAUUUUUUAUCAUCCUUAUUUGCAAAGCUAUACAUAAGGAAAAAUAGAGACUACUUUUCUAUGUAUAAAUUGGAGGUUGAAAAGGGGUGGAGCUUUAGUUAAGAUGUCUUUGGACAUCUUGCUCAAUAACCACCUCCCUCCAGCAUUCCAGGAAGGCACAUCAUGGUUCCUCUGUGUUAACUCUUGUGCGAUCAUGAGCGUUAACACAGGUCCAUUGAAAGCUCGAGCUGGAGUGACAUUUGAGGAGCAUUCCCAAGGAAGGGAAGAAUAUAAAAUUUCUCGACGCCACCAACUCAGAAACUUUAGGAACCCAGUGCUAUGAAGACGAUGCAUUGGCGCAAGGAUAAAGAAAGGUAAUGUGCCCUGGUCCUGGGGUCUAAAACUGUUGUGGGGCGAUCUGUGGGUGUGGGGAACUGGAGUGAGGGUCCCCUUGGCUGGGGUUGAUUAGUGACAGAUCCGCUUUAAUAGAGCCCAACUAACCAUAUAAGGCAGCACCAUUGCUGGGUUCUCAAGAUACAUUAUUGUUUGACUGCUAAGAACAUUAAAGCAAGUCUUCCCCUGGUUAGUUAUGCCAUAAUUAGGUUUUGGAUAAUGCACAUUCAAAAAAAUGCAGAUUUUAUGCCAAAAUGUAAAAAGUAAGAAAUUCUGGGCAGUUAAAUUUGUGUUGAAAGUUUGAAGCACGCAGUAGUUGAAAAAUAUGACAACUCUAUGCUAAUCUUUAAGUAUGAGCAGGAAUUUAAAAGUUGCUCUUGUGACGUGACAGUAUAUCAAAUUUUCAGAUGGCAAAUGCUAGCCUUUAUUUGCUAUCUUAUCUAUAUUUAAUUUUUUCAUGUGCACAACAUACUUCACAUUUUAAGGGCCCUUGUCACUUAAGCUAGAACAGGGACUUUCAAUGCACUAUUUGUACCAUUUUUUUUUUUUUUUUGUCUGAUUAAGCCCAUUUACUAUUUCAAAUGAAGCACUAUUUGAGGUAUGAAGAGCUAAUUGCUAUCUAAUUGUGUUUCCCACACAUUUGUUGCCACGUGGUCUUUUUUCCGUUUGAGUUUCUUCUUUUUAUAUGGCGGGUUAACUGCCUCUAAUGUUAUAUCUGUAUGGGUGUCUACACUAUUGUAUCUGAUAUGACAUUACUGUCUUGACUAUUACCAAUGUAUCUUCUUUGAUGGUUCACAAUUAUCUUAAUGUGCUCAAUAUCCUACCUACACAUACAAGUCCCUGAAUUUUUAUUUAAGACAAUGCUAGUGCCUUCCUCACCCCUGCUACACCUGUGCUUCGCCCAUGUCAUUUGUGUUCCUGUGGACCCGUUGUGAUACACACCCAUUUGCUUAAUUGAAUACAAAAUUAAAUUCUAUUUAUACAUUUUGCUUGCAGAAUUGCUAGCCAAUGUAUAGAUUUAACGUUAAAUCUGUUCAAUUCUUCAGCAUAGUCAUCAUCUAUAUUGGCAUUUGAUUGAGAAGAGAGAGCAGAAGAAUCCUCCUAAAGGUGGUUCUUGUGCUCUACAGCACAGCAAUUGCAGUGUAUACGUUACCGUUGCUUUGGUUACUUCUCUAGCAGCCCCAUUUGCACUGUCUAAAGAAGUAGAGGAACAAAGCUCAGAUGCUAAUGUGCUGGCAAUGAAGACGGCAUCCCCCUCAUAAGGGGAAUUUCACCACUUGGGGUAGGGUCCCCAAGCUGGCCCAGUAUUUUCAAACCACAGGCAGGGUUCAGGUUUGUCAGGAGGUGGGUGUUUCAAUAUUGUAAACCAUGCAGCUGUGGACGUGGCUGUCCUGGAGAGAAAGUAAAGGCAGUUCAGUUUUCCUGUAAUGUAAUUGAGAAUUGAACAGAUUUAUGUAAUAAAUUCUAUAUUCAUAAUCUGUAGGGGUAAGGUUCAGUUAACGUGAACCUGUCACGCCCGAUAGACAUACAUUCAUAUAACAGUAUUGAUGAUGAAAUUAUGUGUAUUUAGUAGCAGUGCUUACGCAAACUCCUAUACUAUGUGACUGGUAUAUAGAGAAAUGUUUGUAUACUACCUUAAAACCUUCCUAUGGCUCCAAAUUAGAAUACAACAUCUCUGUAUUUAUUUAUAUGUACUGUGUUUUGUUUUUCUUGAAUGAAUGAAUGCAUAGGAUUAGUUGAUCCAGCUAUGAAAUCAUUGGGUUUUAUUCACAAAAUUAUAGGCCAGAAUUCUCAAUCCUACCAUUUUGGCCUAAAAUAUGUAGCCCCCUUGCCAAUUCUGCACGUUUGACAAGUAAUCCUCUUGUUUUACAUACCUUUAAACCCUUUGUUUGCAUUUCAGAGAGUUCCAUUUUCGCCACCCCAAACGAUCAGUGUCUUUGAGCAUGAGAAAGACUGGUGCCAUGAAGAAAGGUGGUAUCUUUUCUGCAGAGUUCCUGAAAGUUUUCAUCCCCUCUCUGUUCAUCUCCCAUGUUCUGGCUCUGGGACUGGGGUGAGUGUCAGGCUGAUUUAGUGCACAUGUAGCUUCUACUACAUUGAUAAGUCAGUGUUCUCCUAUUAUGAAAGGGCAAAUAAGAACAUUAAAGGACCACUCUAGGCACCCAGACCACUUCAGCUUAAUGAAGUGGUCUGGGUGCCUGGUCCAGCUAGGGUUAACCCAUUUUUUCAUAAACAUAGCAGUUUCAGAGAAACUGCUAUGUUUAUGAAUGGGUUAAGCCUUCCCCCUAAUCCUCUAGUGGCUGUCUCAUUGACAGCUACUAGAGGCGCUUGCGUGCUUCUCACUGUGAUUUUCACAGUGAGAGCACGCAAGCGUCCAUAGGAAAGCAUUGUAAAUGCUUUCCUAUGCGACGGGCUGAAUGCGCGCGCAGCUCUUGCCGCGCGUGCGCAUUCAGCCGGCGGGGAGGAUCGGAGGAGAGGAGGAGGAGAGCUCUCCGCCCAGCGCUGGAAAAAGGUAAGUUAUUACCCCUUUCCCCCUUCCAGAGCCGGGCGGGAGGGGGUCCCUGAGGGUGGGGGCACCCUCAGGGCACUAUAGUGCCAGGAAAACGAGUAUGUUUUCCUGGCACUAUAGUGGUCCUUUAAGCACUGGAUAGUGAAGCACAAUGCUUGUGAGAGUCUCAUUAAAGGGUUAAUAUAAACCAGUCUUCACCAUUUCUUUUUUCAAACCUAAAAUGCCCUGCUGGGCAUUACUAUUAGGUUCCACCCAGGAGAGGGCAAUUAGGGAAAACAAGCCCAAAAGAAAGGUGGUCAAACGUGAGGACUUAAAAAUUAAGGGAGCGAGUGGGAAAUGAGCUUCCCUUGCUGGGUCUGCCUGCAAGGGAGAAAUAGUUACAUCUGUCUCCAAUGGUCAUUCAAGUGUAGUGCGUCAAGGCCAAACCUCUUAGGUGAGUCCUACACUAACAAUUUACCUUGCUGCUUUCAGCUAAAAGGUAAAAUCUCUGAGACUUACAGGGGUAUUUUGUUAAACCCCUUAUUAACCCUUAACAGGAAACACAUGAGGUCGGUGGCCGCACUGUAACACGACUUUGUAAUAGUGUAAUACAAAAGCAAGUACAAACAUGCAAAAUUAAGCCUUGCACUCAGACUCCCAUUACUCCUGGGCAAGCAAUGACUAUAGUACACAUCAGUCCCAAUACAUACAAUAAAAACCAAAGAAAAAAUUACUUGCACCCUAUAUUUAAAAUAAAUAAAGAAAAAUAAAGUUAUUUAAAUGUGUGUAGGGAUUUGGGGUAGUGUACAAGUAAGUUGUGUUUUUUUUUUUUUUUUAUAUGUCUGUCUGCAGCAUGCUCACAAUGUUGACAACAGAUAUAAAAUAUACAUAAAACGGACUUUAGGCAAUCUGGAACAGAGUAAGUCAUGUGUGCUGAGGGUGCAACUAUCCCAGGCAGACUAGUGCCAUUUCAGGAUGAAACACUGCACAUAGAGACUCCAACAGCAUGACCACUUCAAAUCACUUAAGCCGCCAGUUAAUGGUGAUUAAACCCUUUAAAUGGUCAGAAAAUACUAAAUUAUUGGGGGGAGAAAAAGUAAGCUUUAUUCCAUCGCCAAUAUAAAUAGGCACAAAAAGAAUAAUAAAUAAAAAUAAACUUACAAGUUCUCUAUUACGCUAAGCAGUUGAGAAAGCACAGUACAUGCUAAAUUUGUCUAGUGAAAUAAUUCAAGUACAUUUUUUUUUUUUGUGGUGGUUAUUGUUUAUACUGGCGAUUUAAAUAAAAGCUCCCAGUUUUUUGUUUUUUCCCCAUCUCUGGUGGUUUCAAAAGUCUCUUACAAGCACAGUGCAUCCGCUAUCUGGUGCCUAAUGUGACUUUUCCUUUAAUGCCCUGUAAGAAACAUGCAGAUUUUCUUCGCUUGAUUGUUUUAAAUAUUGUGGUCCCAUGGCUCUCGAAUAUUUUACAGUCCUGUUUUAAAAAAAGUUUAUACCACACUGAUACGUAUGUCCUGCAUUUUAAAUCUGUCUACUGUGAGCAGUGUCUUUUCCUUAGUUUAAAUAUUGAUUUAUUUAUUUUUUUUAACUUUUUUUAUUUUAUUUUAUUUACCAUCAACAUAUAUUGCAGUGCUGAAAUGCUAAAGUAUAUCAAUGAGUUAGAUUCCAAAGCUCAGCAAGACAAAUUUAUUGGAACCAAGUACACCGCAACGUUUUAACUGUACAGUGGGGUCUUUGUCAAGCUUGAUGACAAAAGUCCACUGUAGGAUCGAAACGUUGCUGUGUACUUGGUUUCAAUGUUAUGUGGGGGUUGUGCUAGCCCCUGGUUUGGUUACACAAAUUCUAAUUUAGAAAGUAAAUCUUAAAAAAAAAUAAAAGAGAAAUAAAAUUAAAUUUUUUUUUUCAUUUUAGUGAAUGUGCUAAACUUCUUGUUUUUGUAAUUUGUAAUCACCAACUGUAUUAGAUUGCUAUAAAUGGCUGACCAUUUUGGUUGUAUUGCAGUAUUUACAUUGGUAAAAGAUUGACCCUCUCAUCUGCCAGUUCCUACUGAAGGAGCAUGAUCUGGAAUCUAAUCUGUGAUCCUGUGAUGGUGUGUUCCUGUCACAUUUGUGCAUUUGAACUUUGCACCAUGUUAAGCAUGAUUCAAAGCACCCGCUCCCCUCACCCUGAUUCUUAAACCCGGGAUCCCCCUCUGACUACCAUGUUAAGUCAGAGCACUAAUCCCCCUUCGUGAAAUACUUGUGUCACUGAGCAGAGGACAACUCGUCUCUUGGUAAUUCAGUUGGGAGCCAGCAGCAGUGCUUGCCUGUGAAAGGAGACCCCAAAUGGAUAAAGCAGUGCUCCUGCAGGGGACAGGAAGACCACUUGAAGUAGACAUGAAAUGUGUCGGGACAUGUCCCUGCUGGAAAGCCUUGCUACACCACCUCUGACUUUUAACCCUUAAACGUUCCCUUCUGCAGUACCCAAAGACACCAGUAUGAGCAGAAGAGAAGUCUGUGAGUCAGGCACCAAAGCCUAUAUUGCAAGUUGCAUAUAGAUCGGGCAGCUUGUAGGGAUAUUUAGCAAUGAAGUAUUGCAUAUAUCAAAUUAAAAUAAUCAACAACUGGGGUAUAUUGACAUGCAGUCUUAAGUCUCGCCAAACACAAAAAUGAAUUAUGGGGUUUUUUUUCUUCUAAGUUUGGAUAAAUAUUUUGGUUGAGUCUGUUAGGCAUGUUUUAGCUUUUCCCGUAAUUCCGUAGUACAAAGAUUGUGUAUCUAUAGGGAAAAAAAAGCUCAGCCAUACCUAAUUGAGAAUGUUGCUAACCUUUCUAAUGCAGGCAGUGAACUUCUAUUUUAGAGUACAGGCAUCUCAUAUUAAAACACAUCUCAGAUUCUCAUGCACACUCAUUUUUAGUGCAUUUCAUUAGCUACUUUGAUGAUUUUACAGCCUACAUAUUAAAGUGAUGGCAGUGUUAUUCUAAUGCUAAAUAUGUAAAAACCCUAUAACACUGAAUUUAAUAUAUCUAAGGGGUGCGGUGAGAACUACAUCUAACAUGAAAAUGUACACUAUGUGUCACUUUCAAAUCUCUAUUAAGAUUUUGUUGGUACAGUAGACAGAGCCACUAAUGACCUCUAAACAGGAUUUGUUUGAUGCAGUACAAUUAAAUUGCUACAUUUGUUACUGACCUAGUAGACUAGAGAUGUUUACACCUGACACAGCUUUGUUUUUGUUUAAAGUGUUUAUCCUUUUUGUGCAGCUUUAUGUUCUACCCAGACCUUUCACCAUGUCUCCAUGUACAACAUCAGGUUUUGGCAUACUUUCUUUUUGUUAUAAUGUGAAUUUGUAGUGUUAAGCUAUCCUGUAUCUAUCAAGUUUGGGCACAUGGGAAGAUGUGAAUCUUAUGAUUCAGAUAACUUAGUCUGAAAGUCACCAUAUCUAAUGCUUAUAGAGUGGACAUAUAUUGAAAUGGAAAUUGUUUAGUAAUUGAACAUGGGGAAAAAAAAUAAUUUUGUGGCACGUAAACAUUGUAUUUUGGCACCUACUGCAAUUUAUAGUGUUAAAAAAAACUGAGAUUCUCAGUGAUGGCUAACUCUUACUCAGCAGGUAAGUGUGUUGAAGGAUACAUAUGUGGGAAGCUAAGAUUGGCCAACUACCAGAUCUACAGCUAGCAUCCAGCCACAAUGAAUUGUUUGUAAAAAAAAAAAAAAAAAAAACAGACAAGAGACUGAAACAUGUAAAAUCAUGGCUCAUUGAUGCUUUAUUUUUCUUUUUUUGUAACCACAGAUCAAGUAAUGAUAUCAUGUGAAGGCAAUUAAAGCCCCAUAAAAGCUGUGACCUAUGUAUCACCCUCAUGUUGAAGCUUGCACUUCUUUUAGUUUUGAUUCAAGCGCUAGGUUUUACCUUUUUUUUUAUGAGACCAGGAGAUGAUCCUUUUCAAACAGUAUAAUCUGCAUGCACUAUGAGUGUCUCUAUUCAAGGGCCAGUAGUCACAAUAGAAGAGAAUGAUGACACCGUGAGAAGAGAGAGAUCGUGAUACGCCAAGUACCUUUGUUUUCCAUAGCAGCAGAAAAAAAAGUUGUAUCUGUAUGUUUUAAAUACAUUUAAUACAAUUGAAGAAAGAAUAAAAUUACAGAUCACCUAAACAUUAUUUGCAUAACAUGCUACUGCCUAUUAGGUAAGUGGAAAUUAGUUUUAUUGCAAGUAACCAAACCCCACCACAAACCAUCUGCAUCAUUUUUCUAUAGGAGCUACUUUUCAUUUUAAUGCUGGCUUCUCACGCUAAAUUUCACAGCAGUGCUUAAACAAUCUGACAUUUAGAAAUAGUUUUAGAAAAUUAGUCUCAGAAGAAGAAGCUUUUCAAGUUGUCAUCUCUCAUCUGAUGUGUGUUUAGACACCAUGCAUAAGAUAUUAGGACAUUUAAAGUGAUAUUAAAGCUUUAAACUCUGAAAGUUCUACUUUAAAUGCAUUUUGGCGUCAAAAUAUGUGGCAAUGUUUUAAGCUUGUUUGUCACAUUUCAGACUGUACAUUUCAGAGCGAUUAAAAGUGAACUUGGUGAGAUUUUAGAAUGCCUUUGAGUUACUGACUUGUACAAAACUUUUUUUUUUGUGUGUGUGUGUCUAAUUUCAAAGAGCAGUUACUUUAUUUGCAACAUUGAUAACUACAGAUAGCAGCAGUAUUGAUUUUUUUUUUUUUUCUCCCAAUAUCUUUCAGUAGAAAGCCUGUAUAAGAGCAGGUUAUAUAUAUAUAUAUUCAGUACUUUACUAUCACUUUAUAUAUCUAAACUAGAAUAACUUAAUUUUAGUUUUGCUUUAGCACAGGUGGUUCGAUUAAAUAUAGAUUAUUUCACUCCCCAAUAAUUAGAGAGGUAUGGAUUAAUUUCCCCUAAUUUCAAUUUGAAAAGUUCUUGAUAUUCACCGGUUUACAAAUCUCCCCAGCACAGUUUGUAUUGCUAUCUCUGCUGGUUCAGAGGAUGUGGUGGCAAAUACCUCAUACUACGUAGACGUUAGUUUGCUCUUUCCGGGGAAAAAAAACUCAGGUUCAAGACAUAGCAAUGGUGCUCUCUUUGCAUCAUCGCUUAGUUAAAAAUGUCAAGUGCACUUUAUCUGUCUUUACUAGCAUAGUUCACAAAAUGCCACUGCAGCUUUGGACCCGGAAGCUCAAGACUUCUAAAACAGAGACUGCAUACAAAGAUCUCCUAAGUUAUAACUUUACAUUUUCUAGAAUAGGUUUGCGAAAACUGGAUUCAAUCCUACUGCCACUAAGUGAAUCAAUUACUUUAUUAUUGUUUCAGGUGUAUUGUUAAACGUUAUGAAGGAAUAUCCCUGAAACAUACCAGACAUUGCUGGUUUUUAGAGAAUUUAACAAAUAGGUCAAUUGAAAGUAGAGUUGAGUCUGAAAUUAUUUUUCGGUUUAGCUCUUGUCCUAAAAUUCAGAACUUUUGGUUUAGUUCCCAGAAGUGCCCAUUUUAGUAAAUGACCAUUUGAGUUUACAUAGCCAUUAGUCUAGCAUUAUUUUAUCAACCCCGGAAACUUCCCCAUUUCUUCUCUAAGAAGCAAUAAACAGAAUUGUUGGAAAUUGCCAAGUCUAAUCAAAGGUUUCACCUGGAAUUACAUUGUGAGACAAAUUACCUACAUAAAUCCUGGCUAUUUCCCCUUGGAAAACUAUCUAGCCAAUAAAAAUCAGCUUUAAUGUGAAUUUAUCCCAAAGUAUUUUUGUCAAAGUUACGUGGAUGCCUGAUAAACCACUUUAAUGGGGCAUUAAACCACUUUAAUGCCAAUGAGAACCACAAUUUUUAACUGUGACAGGAAUUCUGUGAUAAUUAUUCUUCAUUAAAUUGUUAUUAGUUAUUCCGUCUAGUAUUCUGCUGUUCUAUCCUCUUCAUAGGUAAAAUAGUCCCUCAAUUACAGUUACUUCAAAAACAGCACAAUUUAGAACUAGUGUUUUGUUUUUUUUCUUAUAGCUAGUAGCUAAAGGUUUAUAGUCGACCAGACUACUUUAGUAUAUAAUCAUUAGCUGUAACUGGCUUAGUUCCUGAAAAUAUAACGGAGUCAACAAUAACUGUUCCAAUAAAGGAACGUAUACUCAUAAGUCUAAAUAUAUGCUUAUGCUUGUGCUGUACUAACUACAUUUGUUUGUGUGGGCUAAUCACCCCAAAACCAUUUACAUGCAUAUCACCUGGACAAGUAAGUUUAGAUCAAGUAUUACCUAAUUUCAUAACAAGAGUGAUGUUGAAAUGCAAUCUACUUGUUAGGGUUAUAUGUAUGUUGUUUGGUUUCUAUAUUUUUAUUAAAUAUAGUUCAUAUGUGAUUACUCAUUCUGCAGUGCUAAAAUGUGUGUAUUUUAUUGGCUGUGAGGAGGUAGUUUUAUUGCACAAAUGAGCAGAACAGUGACAUUUUAAAUAAAAUUAAACCUAUGUCUGCUCAAAAAAAUAUAAUCCCAGAAACCUAGCUACAGCGAAACAUCCUUAGAAUAUGUAAUUGCAUAUUCUACUGCAGGUAGUAAGUCAAAUUUAAAAAGAAGGGUACAGUUUUCAUUUAUGAAGCCCAAAUUCUGAAGGGUAUGUAUAAGACUACAUUGUUUUAAAGAUGUUAACCUUUUCACUGUAACAUUAACCCUUUCACUGUAGUGUAGUAUUUGUUCAUGAAAUGACUGAUACCAUAAUGGGGGUUCUGUAUAAAGAAAAAAAAAAAAAGUGGAGCAAUCAGCAGGGACAUUCUAUUCGUCUCCAUGGUGAUUGCUGCAAAAUUAUUCUUUAUAACAAAGCUCCAUUGUACAACUCGACAUGUUGGUGCAGAGUCAAUGUUAUUGCUCUAAGAAUAAAGCUACAUAGCUUGGAUGAUGUUAUGUGUUUAACAGGAACAUUGUACAUGUUUACAGGACAGAUAGAAUAACCCUUUCAGGACCAGAGUUAAGCAAAUCCUUGAUUGUCAUGACAAGAAUGUUAAACAAUUAGUCCUGAUUGGGUUAAAUGAGAUCAUUAGUUUCUGCUCUCAGAAGUAGACUGGAGCCUGGUUGUGUAGCAUAAGUGACAGUUCAAAUGGAAAUUGAUAAUGCUGUACCCAAGGGAAAUAGGGGUUGUGGCAUAUAAACUGGUUUGAUCAAUGCUGUUUGACAAACUCCAGUAUGCUCCUUUGUGAUCUAGAUAAGAGAACAAUUGAAAGUUGCUCCCUAGUAGCAUUUUUUUAUGUUCUUGUAUAUACAUGUUUAAUGCUAGUGACUAUGAGGUUUUACAUGAGUUGGCCCUUAAAGUGCUAGACUUCAACUCAGUGGCACUUAAAGGGUUAAACCAUACAGUGUGAUAAUUCAUUUAUUGAAGUAGAUCCUUGCAAAAUGAUACUGUUUCCAGAAAAUGCCUAAAUUGUAGCUGUAAUCAUUUUGUACCAUUAAAGCUCUCACAAAUGUGUGUUUUGUGUGUUUUCAUCUGUUUGCCAAAGUCACUAAAUCAUCAUCAA
Messenger RNA from Pelobates cultripes (western spadefoot toad), 39544 nucleotides. Lineage: Eukaryota; Metazoa; Chordata; Amphibia; Anura; Pelobatidae. The record is from the annotation of a GenBank genome assembly.